AUGGAUGCCCGCAAGAAGAAGAGAAAGGUCCUCCUUAUGGGCAAGAGUGGAUCGGGAAAGUCAUCCAUGCGCUCUAUCAUCUUUAGUAACUAUGUUGCGAAAGAUGUGCGCCGCCUCGGAGCUACCAUUGAUGUGGAGCAUAGUCAUGUCAAGUUCAUGGGCAACCUUACCCUGAACCUCUGGGAUUGUGGAGGACAAGACGCCUUUAUGGAAACCUACCUUGCAUCUCAACGCAGCAACAUCUUCUCCGACGUCGCAGUCCUAAUUUACGUCUUUGAUAUCGAAUCGCGUGAAGUCGACCGCGAUAUGGAUACAUACAAUGCUGUAAUUGAAGCUCUCCGCGAAUUCAGUCCAAACGCCUACGUCUUCUGUCUUGUACACAAGAUGGAUCUCAUCCAAGCCGAGCAUCGCCAACGUAUCUACGAGGAACGCUCGGCUCUAAUCCGCAGUCGCUCAGAACACUUCCGCGUUGAUACUUUUGGCAGUAGUAUCUGGGAUCAAUCGCUGUAUAAAGCCUGGGCUGGAAUCGUGCACAAACUCAUUCCAAAUCUUACAGUUAUCGAACGUUUCUUAACUGCCUUUGCUAAGAAGAUCGAUGCGGAAGAAGUCAUCCUUUUUGAGCGCUCGACCUUCUUAACAGUUACAUCUGUUACUUCUGAAGUCGGUGAAUUAAACCCUAUCUAUGAUCGCCAUGAACGUCUCUCGAAUAUCAUGAAGGCUUUUAAGCACUGCGCUGCUCGUAAUACACUUACCACGCCUGCUUCUGCUGGUUUCGUUGUUAUGCAUACAAAGACUCCGCAGUUCAAUAUCUUCCUUGGUCGCUUCACGGAUAAUACUUAUAUUUUCCUUGUUGUGCCUCCAGGCGAAGCUGCUUAUAACUGUGCUGUCUUGAAUACCAUGCUCGCCCGUGAAGGAUUCUCUAAGUUGGCUGCUGCAGGCCGUUCAGAUGGAUUCCCACUUCCUCCACCAGAAACACCCGAGGACGCUAAUGGUCUCGCUACAUGA
This is a messenger RNA of Penicillium malachiteum, 1005 nucleotides long. RefSeq names its product Rag GTPase GTR1. NCBI's taxonomy places the organism in Eukaryota, Fungi, Ascomycota, Eurotiomycetes, Eurotiales, Aspergillaceae. Gene Ontology annotation, cellular component: nucleus; fungal-type vacuole membrane; Gtr1-Gtr2 GTPase complex. Gene Ontology annotation, biological process: positive regulation of TOR signaling; regulation of autophagy; cellular response to starvation. Gene Ontology annotation, molecular function: GTPase activity; GTP binding. The record is from RefSeq and is a predicted model, not a curated record. Bases 1 to 1005 code for a protein of 334 amino acids. The transcript has 2 exons.